ACUUUCAUCUCAUCAAAACAAUCUCAAUUUGAUUUCAAUUAGAAGAGAAAGAAGAGUAAGAAGAAAAAGAAGAACAGAAAUGGCAACAACACUAGGUGGUAUAAGUCUAUCUUCCACUAGAGGAAUUAUGGCUAAGGCAGAUUCACCCAACAAGACCCAAAAGAUGGGAAUUUCCCCAUGUUUUGUGAGAAUGAACAUGAUCAACAUGAAGCGAAACUUUGGAGGAAGAGGAUUAGAUCGCAUGUUAGUGAGGAGUGCACCAGAGAAGAUAUCGGAGAAGGUGGUGGAGAGCAUAAAGAGUGCAGAGGAGACUUGUGCAGGGGACCCAACGAGCGGCGAGUGCGCAGCGGCUUGGGAUGAGGUAGAAGAGGUGAGUGCAGCUGCUAGCCAUGCUAGACAGAAGAAGAAAGACUCCGACCCUUUGGAGACCUACUGCAAGGACAACCCUGAAACCGUUGAGUGCCGCACCUACGAAGAUUAAUGAAGGAUUUAAUCUCUCCUCCUCCUACAUGGGUUUGAGGGUUUCCCUUCCUUUUUCUUGCUUCUUCUUCCUGUAAUCAUUUCUAAGACUACUCUGAUGGAUGAC
Molecule: messenger RNA, 586 nt
Organism: Telopea speciosissima
Lineage: Eukaryota; Viridiplantae; Streptophyta; Magnoliopsida; Proteales; Proteaceae
Product: calvin cycle protein CP12-2, chloroplastic
Exons: 1
Coding region: 80-481 (133 amino acids)
Biological process (GO): negative regulation of reductive pentose-phosphate cycle
Cellular component (GO): chloroplast
Source: RefSeq, a predicted model, not a curated record